CCUGCUGCUCAGUCAUUCCCUCCUCGCUGCCCGGCUUUCGGGUGCUGCUGGCAUUUUCGGAGCAGCCUGGAUGCAAACGGCACCAGGGGGAGGAAACAGCUCGGCGUGAAUAAACGGUGCUUCAUCAGGCAGGUUUUGUUUUCCUGGAAUCACAGAACGCUGUGCAUUGAAAGGGAUUGUGAAAAAUCAGCCAAUUCCACGGGCAGGGCCACCUUCCACCAUCCCAGGCUGCUCUGAGCUCCAUCCAGCCUGGCCUGGGACACUCCCAGSGAUGGAAAAUCCAUUCCAGAGCCUGCUGUCCCUCACAKGGAAGAAUUCCUUCCCUGUAUUGAAGCUGAAUUUCCCCUCUUUGUUUGAACCCAGAUGACAUUUCGCAGGCAGAGCUAUCCUUGCUCAGWGUCUGUGAGCCGUGCUGGCUCCCACAGCGAUUCCCCGGGUUCUGGAGCUGCUCCUGCCCCGAUAACUCUUUAUUUUCCCCCAUCCCAGAGCCGGUGGGAAGGGCAGCCCCCCUUCCGUGCCCGCCGCAGCCAUGGAGGGGGGCGUGCAGCUCCUGAACCGCGACGGGCACAGCAUCUCGCACAACUCCAARCGCCACUACCACGACGCCUUCGUGUGCAUGAACCGCAUGCGACAGCGGGGACUGCUCUGCGACAUCGUCCUGCACGUGGCCACCAAGGAGAUCAAGGCCCACAAGGUGGUGCUGGCGUCGUGCAGCCCCUACUUCCACGCCAUGUUCACAAAUGAGAUGAGUGAGAGCCGCCAGACCCAUGUGACACUGCACGACAUCGACCCCCAGGCGCUGGAGCAGCUGGUGCAAUACGCCUACACGGCCGAGAUCGUGGUGGGAGAGGGCAAUGUGCAGACCCUUCUCCCUGCUGCCAGCCUGCUUCAGCUCAAUGGUGUGCGGGACGCUUGCUGCAAGUUCCUGCUCAGCCAGCUCGACCCCUCCAACUGCCUGGGCAUCCGGGGCUUUGCUGACACCCACUCGUGCAGUGAUCUCCUCAAAUCUGCCCACAAGUACGUCCUCCAGCACUUCGUGGAGGUGUCCAAGACAGAGGAGUUCAUGCUGCUGCCCCUGAAGCAGGUUCUGGACCUCAUUUCCAGUGACAGCCUCAACGUGCCCUCGGAGGAGGAGGUGUACAGGGCUGUGCUCAGCUGGGUCAAACACGACGUGGACAGCAGGAGACAGCACGUGCCCAGGCUCAUGAAAUGCGUGCGGCUGCCKCUGCUGAGCCGGGAUUUCCUGAUGAGCAACGUGGACACGGAGCUGCUGGUGCGGCACCACUCGGAGUGCAAGGACCUGCUCAUCGAGGCUCUCAAGUACCACCUGAUGCCCGAGCAGAGAGGGGUCCUGAGCAACAGCCGGACGCGGCCGCGGCGCUGCGAGGGUGCCAGCACCGUGCUGUUCGCUGUGGGUGGAGGGAGCCUGUUUGCCAUCCACGGUGACUGCGAGGCGUAUGACACGCGCACCGACCGCUGGCACAUGGUGGCCUCCAUGUCCACUCGCCGGGCCCGYGUGGGGGUGGCGGCCAUCGGCAACAAGCUCUACGCUGUGGGCGGCUACGAUGGGACCUCUGACCUGGCCACGGUGGAGUCCUACGACCCUGUCACCAACUCGUGGCAGCCCGAGGUGUCCAUGGGCACCAGGAGGAGCUGCCUGGGGGUGGCAGCUCUCCAYGGGCUCCUCUACGCAGCCGGGGGCUACGAUGGGGCCUCGUGCCUCAACAGCGCCGAGAGGUACGACCCCCUGACGGGCACCUGGACCUCCAUCGCCGCCAUGAGCACCCGCAGGCGCUACGUCCGCGUGGCCACGCUAG
This is a messenger RNA of Malurus melanocephalus (red-backed fairy wren), 1817 nucleotides long. It is a transcript of the gene KLHL17, whose product is annotated as kelch like family member 17. The record is from RefSeq and is a predicted model, not a curated record. The annotation marks the transcript as partial. Gene Ontology annotation, molecular function: protein binding. The transcript is spliced from 8 exons. NCBI's taxonomy places the organism in Eukaryota, Metazoa, Chordata, Aves, Passeriformes, Maluridae.